Messenger RNA from Oryzias latipes (Japanese medaka), 4273 nucleotides. RefSeq names its product terminal nucleotidyltransferase 4B (gene tent4b). Gene Ontology annotation, molecular function: poly(A) RNA polymerase activity; mRNA binding. Lineage: Eukaryota; Metazoa; Chordata; Actinopteri; Beloniformes; Adrianichthyidae. The record is from RefSeq and is a predicted model, not a curated record. Gene Ontology annotation, cellular component: TRAMP complex; nucleolus. Gene Ontology annotation, biological process: RNA 3'-end processing; polyadenylation-dependent ncRNA catabolic process.
CGCAUUAUCAGCGCCGCCAUUGAGGGACCCAUGAUCAGGAGCAAAGGGUCGGAGGCUGUCUAACAAAUAUCUCCAGCUUUUAGUCGCGAGUUCGGCUACAGUUAGAAUUUCUGUUACCUGACUUGUUUACUUUUGUUAUUUUUCGUGGGCGUGCUUCCUUGACACGCGUCUACCUAGACGGCGAAGGACUGAGGACUUAAAAAAAACCAUUUUCUAGAAAUAACGGGGGGGUGGAGAAUCCGAACCAGCAGCAGCUAUAACGAGGCUAUAGCGAGCUAGCUUACGUUAGCUAGCGACCUGGCUAACUGCACUCGAACUGAGCUUCGCUCGGCGGUGGGGUGGGGGGGCCGUUUGCCUUACAUUAUCGUUUGAUGGAUCCGAGAAUUGCCUGGUUUCAGCCAGAACAACUUGGACCCGCUAACAACCUGUGGAUGCAGAUUUGGGAGACGACACAAGGGUUCGGGUACCUUUAUGUAAAUAACUGCUACACCGCUGGACCUCAGAACACUUCGAGUUUGAAAACGGCCGUGAACGGGUGGCUGGGAGCCGCACUAUCUACUAGCAGAAACGGUAGUACGCUCGACUCAAGCACCGCUGCCGGGGAAGCCAAGACUCAGGUGAUGUCUGUCUCUACGGGGGAUGGAGACGUAACUGAACAGCGGGACUUUAUACCUCUGGACUCCCAAAGCAACCGCAACAACAGGGGCGGUGUCGUCGGUGAAGGAGGGCAUCAGCAGCAGGGCUGUGGGGUCACAGUGUUGUAUAGGGGCCACGCGGACGGACAUCCCAACAAAAGAAAAAGGGAAAAUAAAGCUAGCACGUAUGGAUUUAAUUCCAGCUUAUUGAACAACUUCAACUCUGGAGGACAUGAAGCUUACACUGGCACGCCAUGGAAGACCAGGAACUACGCGGACACAGUUGUAGGGUUACAUGAGGAGAUCAAGGAUUUCUAUGACUACAUUUCUCCACGGCCGGAGGAAGAGAAGAUGAGAUUGGAGGUGGUAGACCGAAUCAAAGGAGUAAUCCACGAUCUGUGGCCCAGCGCCGAGGUUCAGGUGUUUGGGAGUUUCAGCACUGGUCUUUAUCUGCCAACAAGUGACAUUGACCUGGUAGUUUUCGGUAAGUGGGAGACUCUCCCGCUUUGGACGUUGGAAGAGGCUCUUCGGAAGAGAAAUGUUGCGGAUAAGAGCGCGAUUAAGGUCUUGGAUAAAGCAACGGUUCCCAUCAUUAAACUGACUGACUCUGUCACUGAAGUCAAAGUGGACAUCAGCUUCAACGUGGAAAGUGGCGUCAAAGCUGCUCGGCUCAUCAAGGAAUUCAAAGAGAAGUACCCCGUGUUGCCUUACCUGGUUCUGGUGCUGAAGCAGUUUCUUCUACAAAGAGACCUUAAUGAGGUUUUUACCGGGGGCAUCGGCUCCUACAGUCUCUUUCUCAUGGCUGUCAGCUUCCUGCAGCUUCACUUCAGGGAGGACGUGUGCAGCCCCAACAUCAACAUCGGUGUGCUGCUGAUUGAAUUCUUCGAACUGUACGGUCGCCACUUCAACUACCUGAAAACGGGCAUCCGGAUAAAAGACGGCGGUUCUUAUGUGGCCAAAGAUGAGGUCCAGAAGAACAUGAUGGAUGGAUACAGGCCGUCUAUGCUCUACAUUGAGGACCCUCUGCAGCCAGACAAUGAUGUCGGCAGGAGCUCCUACGGUGCCAUGCAGGUGAAGCAGGCCUUUGAAUACGCCUUUGUGGUGCUCCACCAUGCUGUAUCACAGAUUGCCAAGUGCUAUCCCAAUAACGAAAGUGAGAGCAUACUUGGCCGGAUAAUCCGGGUGACCAAGGAAGUGGACGAGUACAGGGAAUGGAUCCGAAAUAACUGGGGCAACUCAUCGCAGAUUGAUCUGCCUCUUAAUAAAAACGAUGUGAAGCUGUUGGAUCCCCAGCAGCUGGAUGAGCGCAACAACAACGUUCCAGACGACGAGGUGGUUGUUGUUCUGCCACUAGCUCCUCGCAGCAAAACGUUCUCCAACACGUCGUCUCCACCCCCCUCCCUGCGUUCGUCUCACUCCUCCUCCCCUCUGUCCCCGCCAUCCACGUCCCCAACGUCUACCUCCAGCGAUGCGGACUCUGACGGCACACCGUGUAAGACGGCCAAGCAGCAGCCCGGUCGAGGCCCUGGCACUCUCAGAGAAAAGCCGGCUGUGGCCACUAAUCACCGCACACAGAAUCAAUCUACCAUCACUCCAACCACAGGCAACAAAGGAGGAAAGGCCCGGAUGUCUCGUGCCCACCACAAUAAUGGUCACCAAGGGCAGCAGAACUCAACCAAAACCACAAAUAAUCCUAAAAACAAGCUGGUUCACCAGGGCAAUAGCAAGAAGAGGAAAAAUGUACGGGACUCCACACAAGAGGAUCUCUACAGAUAGGGGUUACUUUGUUCUGCAACUCCUCCAACCCCUCGAUACCUUCUUCUCAUAAAGGUUUUACUUCUCCCUCUGGAUGUUAUUGGUGGUUUCAGAACACCUGAGGACUCCGGUGACCCUUUUCAGGGUGACAAAUAUUGCUUUCUUACUGAGGAAAAACAAAAAAAAACCUUAUUGGCAGUGGGAACCAUAUUUUUGGACCUAAACUGUAACUAAGAGUGAAUACUCCAUUGCUUCCCAUCGGCUUCAUUUAUGGAGCCCUUUUAAUUCCCGCAGCCAGGCUCCUGCACCCCCUGCUGUUCAGGACGAGGCCAGGACCAAGCACCUGGAACUGACUCUGCUCCGGAGCAAAAACCUGGAACUGCAAACCAGAUCACCAAUUUGAUUUUCCCGCCCUCACAAAAAAAAAGAAAAAAAAUGAGGAAAAAGACAAAAAAAAAUAUUUUAAUGUACAAAAAAGGAAAAAUGUCAAACACUUAUACAAUUUUUUUAUGAUGCUACUUACAAAUGCAAUCAGUGAGAGUGGGAAUUAAGUUAUGCAUGAUAUUUUUCUUCUGUUGAAUUUCUCUGUGAAUCCGUUUUGUCGAGUUCUACAAAAACAUUUGUACAAUGCUUAAAGAAAAUUGUUGCACAUAUGAGGAGACAAGAAAAAAAAACGAUUUCAUAGGACCUUUUUACGACCUCACUGGAUAAAAGUCACUUAAACACACGCGACGCGUCUUAUGACGGCUGCUGUUUGGACCAAUCAGCAGCUGGUUCGGGUCCCCAUUGCCAACAGAAAUCAUCAGCAUUUAUUUUUACUUCAGGUUCAUCUGAGCGUGUUGACAGCUAGCUUUGAGUGAGGCAGAGCUCACACCACCCACCCAUAGAUAACAGAAAUGAGCUUUGUACUCUUUAAGUAGCACAACCACAUCAGUAUAGAAGCUUGAAGGUCGAAACCUAUUGGUGGUGGUAAUGAUUUUAUUAAAAAUCCUAAACUUGAAAUGUGUUAGCAAUUGGUCUGUGGGAGAUAAUCUGUUUAUUUAGGAAUUUACCAACUGCAGAAUCAUUUGUAUUUGUUAAAUGUAUUUAUUUUUUUAUUAAUUACAUGGACAUAGUACGGAUAAAUGUAUUAUUAAUAUUGUAUCUCAUAUCUGAGUCCUAUAUUUUAAGAUGGGAUCAUUUGGAGCUGAGGUUGGAUAGAAAAAGAUAUAUUCAGGAACAGGUAAAAAUGAUCUUUUUAUUCGUUCUACUAGUUGAGUGACCAAGUUACCUUUGAAAAUUGAAGAGACCAUUUUAUAAGCACGUGGAAUCCUUUUUGCUUUACUAUUAGGCAGGUCUACUUACUCAAAAAGGGAUUUUUGUUCUUUUCUUGGUAGCUUUGUUGUACCUAUCUUGGGUAAAAAAAACGGUCACAACAAACAUCUCAAGUGUUGCAGUACAACAACUGGCCUGUAGAUGGAGCCCUUGUUCCAUGUUUAUACGGCACGUGGCUGGUUAAGAUCAGUGAUUGACUGUUAUUACGCUCAUUUUUCCACUUAGUUGGCUUUUUUGCACACAGAAAACCUGUUAAGAUUAAUAAAUAUCAGAGGGAGCAGCACACCAAAGCACAGUUGAAAUUACUCAAAAGUUACCCGCAGUUAUUCAACUAGCCAGCAAAAGCAGGAAAAAAAACCCACAUUUAGAGGCUGUUAAAUGAGAAAAUAUAAGUUGGUUAAAAUACCCACUCCACAUUCACCAGUGUGACUGUUAUGCUUGACGGAUAAAAUGGUAAAAUGAACCCUGGCCACUUGUUUUAACCACAAAAUAAGGCUUUGAACCCAGACUGUACUGAUUGGAAUUCCUCUGCAGCUAUUCAAAUUCAUGCAAUAAAACAUUACCAUCUC